GGCCAGCCGCCCUCGGCUGCCAGCGGAAACUGAGCCGCCUCCCGGCGCCGCCGGCCCCACGCUCCGCCCCGGGCCCGUCGACUGCCCGCCCCGCCGCCGUCGGUCCCCCGCCCGCUGUGCUUGCGCGAAAGGGUUUGAUGCCGCAGCCACUGUGUUGCGCCGGUGGGGUGCCCGUGGGGUCUCCACGCUGCCUCCCCCCGAAAACUCUCCCCGCGGCUGCGGUGCGGGACGGGAGGCGCUGCCUGCGGCUCUACCGGGGACGAGGGGUUUCCUGUGAGCGUCACGCGGGGAUGCUUCAGCCACCGCACACGUCCUGCGGGAGGAAAGCAAGCAAAGCUCACGCGUGGCGGCUGCUGUGAGCAGGUGCUCGUGGGCUGGGUUGUGAUGGCUGGGCACAGGGUAGUGCAGGUGUCGACGGUCAACGCUUCCUGAGAACAUGGCUUGGAAAGUCUGCUGGGGAAACGCUCAGCCAUAAGAAAACAAGCUUUGUUGACAAGAAUCGUCAAAGCAAAAGCCAUUCGCAAGAAAGAGAUGGAUCUGACAUAGUUCUUCCGAAAAAAAAUGGUUUAGAGAAAGGGUCUGAAACAGCUUAGAUGUCUUUUCAAUAUUAUUGAAACGUGAAAGUACUGUUUUCUGUUUUGGGGGUGGUAUUUACUUGUUAUUUUCAGACAAUCCCCCCUGUCUCUAUUCAAGUCUCUGAAAUUCUUGGAGAUUCCGAGGAAAUUGCUUUCCACCGAGUCUUUUAAAAAUCUGUUCUGCUGAGGAUACUAAUGUGAUAUUCACAGAGCUGUUAAAAGCUGUUUUUUAAAUUGACAUGCUGACUGAGAGCCUCAGUGCCUCAUCUACACAUUCACCAGUUCACCCACCCACAGUGGGAUCCACCAGCAUCCCUUCAGUUAGGCAUCACCCUUCUGCAAUCUGCUUGUGCUUUCUCCCUAGACUUUUCCUCCCUGCAUAUCAAAAGUGCCUCAUCUCCCAGGGCGUAGCAAUGCUGCUGAGCUGUGCUGUAGCCUCACUGCGUGUGUCAGCAUGCUGUGACUACACUGUACGUAGGUUUGAUCCAAGACUGGGAAUGGGGAAGGAGGCAAAGACGCUGGUGUCAAGUCAGGAAGGGCUUUGCCCCAAACAUGCCACUUCAGAUCCACAGGAAAAAAAGAGUCCAAGUAUACCAACUAAGGCCUUGAUGAUGCUGAAUCGCCUACCUUGGGGCCCCCAACUAUAUACUUUGUCCAUGGGACAGGAGUUCCAUUUCAGCUCAGCUCUGAGCCUUCAAUCCCUGCCUACCUACAUUGCAGGUGUUCUUCUCUCCAGUCCCAUCUCCUGGGUGAGCCUUGGACCUGCCUUUCCUGUCCUGUUCCUGGUACCAUCUCCUGCUGCUCCUGCCUGGACUACCUGAGUGGAUCUCAUACCUGGUUCAUCACCUCGCCCUGUCUGGGUGUGUCAGUGGGUCAACAACUAGUGCCUGUUCUGCCCACCCUGCUCAGGCACUGCAGGACACUGCCCAGGUGGGUGAGGGCCAACACCUUGGCUUCAGCCACCCCCAGUUCCUGUGAGGCAGCCCUGCUUUCCCACUCCCUGAGGUGGUGGCAGAAUCGCUGCCCAGAAAGCUGGCAGCAGGAGGACUCCAGCAUGAACAAAGCCAUCUGGCCAAAGCCAGGAAGAGAAGCAUUUGCAUGGACAGGGGAGAAGUAAGCAAGUCUGUCUUGGUGAGAAAGGUGGUGCUAGAAAGAGCUUAUUCCUUGUUUCUUGGCUGCUGUAGCAGCAGGACAGAGCUAGCAGUACUCAGCUAACACCAAGUACUGAAAACAGCUAAUGUGAGUGGCUUUGUGGAAGUACUGCUGCAGCUGCAUGCUGUUCAGACUUUCCCUGUUGUAUUCCUGGACAAGCAAAUGGCAGCAACUGGGACCUUCUCUGCAGCCAGGCAAGGGGGCUGUUAGGCAGAGAAGCCACAGUCUCCAAGCUUAAGUUAGUACAGCUUCUCUUCUUUCCUUUAUGAAGCAAGUGCAGAGAGGGCAAGUAAUCUGAGAAAAAAAUUAGGUCCUGGGUGGGGACAGAAAAACACCUGGGGAGGUUCUCUUGGCUCUGAGGUCAUUGCCAGAGAAAUUCUAGCUAUGAUGUCAUACAUGACAGAGGUGACACUAGAGGUAGGUCCCUUUGUCAGUCCCCUGACAAGACCUCUUGGUCAGUUAUAUAGGAUGGUUUUACUUGCUGAUCUAAUGCAGCGUUGGAAAGUGAGCUUACAGCUCACCAAGCCUACAACUUACUUAUUUAGGUUGCUCUCUAAUAUUUGCUGAUAUAUGUGCAAGCCAAGUUUCGGUCAGUGAAACAGAGUUGUUUUACAUGUGCCUAAUGCAACUGCAUGUCAUGACAAGGUGUGCUUUUUCCUGUUUGCUUUUUCUCCCCUUCCCAAGCCUCCCUUUUUCUGCUGAAGAGCCUGGAAGCACUUGGGGGCUUCAGAAAGGAAACUCCCGCGCGUGUCACAACCGUGCUCUCCACAGCCGCCUGCCGGGUGCCGUGAGCAUCCCCGCCAGGGCCCCGGGCACGGUCGGGCGGAAGAGCUCGCUGACUAGUCCCUCUCCCUGCUGGCACGGCGGCGGCCCGGGCACUACUCCCACCACCACCUGCAGGCCUUGGCCCGGAGUGGGCCCUCCGUCGCCGUCACAGACCAGGCCGUCCUUCCCUCGCCUCAGCCCCACAGGGGCUCCUCGGCGGACAUGGCGGGGCCGCUGCAGGACGGGGAGAGGCGAUGUCUGGCCGCCACAGCCCCCGCUGCCCAGAUGCAACAGAGGGCGGGCGGAGCACGGCCGCUGGCAAGGGGGCGGAGCGGGCGGAACAUCUCUCGCGCUCGCAGACGGCAGGCCGAUUGGAGGGCUCGCAGGGGAGGCUCCGCCCCCCACGCGCAGGCCCGCCAAUGGACGAGCGCGGUGCACGCAGCUACCGCGAGACUUGCGCUGAAGCUGGCACCGCCAUCUUGGAGUUGGGAGAGGCCGCGUCCCGUUCCUCUCCCUCUCGGAGGGCCACGGGUGAGGGGGGGGGGGGGGGGAAAGGAGGCGAUGGGCGCCCGGCGCUAAAUUAACGGCGUCCGCUAGCUCGUCUCCCCGACGCUGGGCCGCGGCCGGGAGCCAGGAUGGUGCAGUCCUGUUCCGCCUACCGCUGCCGGAACCGAUACGACAAAGAGAAGCCCAUCUCCUUCCACAAGUUUCCUCUUACAAGACCUGAUCUUUGCAAGAAAUGGGAAGCUGCUGUUAAAAGAAAAAACUUCAAGCCAACUAAGUAUAGCAGCAUUUGUUCGGAACACUUUACUCCUGAUUGCUUUAAGAGGGAAUGCAACAACAAGCUUCUGAAAGAAAAUGCUGUACCCACAAUAUUUUGUUAUACUGAGCCCAGUGAAAAGUCUGAAGAAUUUGCAGAACAACCAGAAGAUCCACUACCACCUCCUCCUCCACCGCCGCCACCACCACCACCACCAGCUCCAGUACUACCACCAUCUCCAUCAGCUCCUUCUUUUCAUUUGUCUCAAAUAGAUACCAGAUUUGUAGAUCCAAGUAUUGGAUUAUUGAUGCCUCCUCUCCAGACCCCUAGCAAUCUUGCUGUAUUUUGUGAUCACAACUAUACUGUAGAGGAUACAGUUCAUCAGCGAAAAAGAAUUCAACAGCUGGAAGAACAAGUUGAAAAACUACGGAAGAAGCUCAAGACAGCGCAACAGCGAUGCCGACGUCAGGAAAGACAAAUUGAAAAACUGAGGGAGAUCGUUCAGUUUCAGAAAGAAAAAGACAUAUUGGCAGGAAAAGGCUAUGUGAUUCUGCCCAAUGACUAUUUUGAAGUUGUAGAAGUACCUGCCUAGAAGUUAUGAAUGUCCAUUUUCACUUUGCUAGGCCAAGAAAUUUAGUUUAAAAACCUAAACGCUCUCUAGUUCUGUGUGUAAGACUCUCCAGAAUUUUAAACGAGUAAAUUUGCACUCAUACAAAUGAGAUCACUUAUUUUCUUCAUUGUAAUUUCAGUUCGAUACACUUCUACUAUAUUGAAAAUGCAAGCAUCUCAGAAUAUGCAUUUAGUUUACAAAAUCCAAAUUACUUUACAGAAGGAAAGAAUGCAAGGUUGAAUACAUUUUAAAUAUGUUUGUUUGGAGGUUUUGUUUGUUUCUUGUUUUGUUUUGUUUUCAGGUUUUGUUUUUGUUGUUUCGCAAAGACUGUCUUAUGCUUACAGGGGAUGGGGAACUGAAUCUGGCUGAAAGUGAAGUUGAGGUUGUUGUAGACUUAGUGUGAAGCUUUGUCAAGGCAUUUUAAUAUUGUCUUUGGUGAUCCCUAGGAAGUAGUUUUCACUGAUUUCAGAAGGAGCAGAAUUAGGCCAGCUGAGUACACCUGAAGUGCUGCGGAAAGAAAGAUAAGAUAAACAUUUCAGCCUGUGAAAACUUCCAACCAUAGUUUGCUGUGCCUUCAAAGCACUGAAAAAAGUCCAAUUUCUGUAUCUCUUUGGUGAGGUAUGUAAACAAGCCUCUUAUUUUGGAAUAACCUGUUACCGCACGUGUGUUGUGAGCAAGAGGAGGAGAAUUCAUCAGCCUAGCUGGUGAGAGCUUUUGUUUUGAGGGCAAUUAGAAAUUCUCCUGAAGUGCUAGUGCUGCACUGAACACGUAUGUUAUUGGACUGUUGGUAGAAUCAAGAAAAGCAGUGUACUGUUUAGGGUGGCUGCUUUUCAAAAGUACCCUGAUAAUAAACAGUCUCCAAUAUAUUGGAAUGCGAUGUUCUCGUAAACACUGUAAUGGGUAGAAUGUUGUUCUUAUCUUUGAAAUUGUUGGUCUUAGCACACACCUCAGCCAUGUGUAGGUUCAGGACAUUAAGAAGUUUUUUACUUUUCCAGAGUGUCAGGCAUUUGCAAUAUACUGUGAUUUUAUUUUAUUUUAUUUUUAAUUAUUAUUAUUUUUUUUCCUUUUCCUUUCCCUGCUCCCUAAAAAGCAUCCGCCAAAUGGCAGUUACAGAAUUAAAGUUUGGGAAUUGUUUGGUGCUAGACUGGUUUUUAAUAUCUCAAAUGCUACUGCCUCUCCUUCAGCCUUAUUAAGACGUUCUCUGAAACUUAAUUUAGAAUACUUAAAUAGUGCAGCAUUUUGCACUUACUGUCAAAUAAUUCAAAAUCAGAUAAAAUAGCAUAAUGCAAAUCCUUCUGUAGCCUUCACAACUGAAAUUUCUGGAUAUAUUAGACAUGAGGAAAAUUACUUUUCUCAAUACAUGUCAAACUUGUGUGUAGUGUGGAUUCUAGCUCUGAUACUAAUCCAGCCCUGUUGGUGAUGGCUUUAAAAGCUUUUCUUAAUAUCCUGUUAGCAUGACAUUUUGAAGUGUUUCGAACCUGUCUUGGUACUUCUGACCUCACUCAUGCCAUGAAUCUACUUUCUCUACCAUUUCAUAUACUUAAGGUGAACAAAAAUGUUGAUGCAUCCUUUUGUGUACAUUUAUUAUACCUGGCUAAAAAUAAAAAGCAAAUGGUGUGUUAGAUUUUUAA
Columba livia (rock pigeon) is the source of this 5493-nucleotide messenger RNA. RefSeq names its product THAP domain containing 1 (gene THAP1). The record is from RefSeq and is a predicted model, not a curated record. Lineage: Eukaryota; Metazoa; Chordata; Aves; Columbiformes; Columbidae. The transcript has 3 exons. Gene Ontology annotation, molecular function: sequence-specific DNA binding. The coding region runs from base 3128 to 3844 and encodes 238 amino acids.